AUGGUGAGGCCUGUUGGGCUCCGGCAUCUGCUGGCCAGCCCUUUCCCUGAAGAUGCCAAGGAGCUGCUGGCCUUCAGCAGCACCGCUCACUUACCCUUCUCUCUUCUCUGCCCUCUUACAGGCCUCGGUUAUGACCCAUACAACCCUGAGCUGCCCAAGCCCCCAGUGCAGCGAGAGAAUGGUGUGCUGGGCCACAGCGAUGAGUCCCGCUCAGACAUCCUGGAGCUGGAGCUGGUCAACCAGGCCAUUGAGGCGGUGCGCAGCGAGGUGGAGCUGGAGCAGCGGCGCUACCAGGAGCUCCUGGAGACAGCCCGAGAGUAUGGAGCAGCUGAGCCUAGUGCCAGCGGGGCCUCCGCCCUGGCACCCCGAGGCCUGGCUGCCAGCCCCUCCGAGGGCCUGGAUGAGGGGGCCUUUCCCCUGGCCUUCACCUAUACCCCUGGAAGCCAUGGCCUGCUCACCCCUGAAGGCGGCUACCAGCCUACUCCACUGGCGCCUGCGGAGCCAGGCAGCAAGUACUCACUGGAGUCUCUGGAGAGGGGCCAAGGGAAGGCGGGGGCCACCCUGGAAUACGUUCCCAAGGCCAUGGGCCAGUCCCAGCGGUACGGCCGCCCCAUGGCCAGCAGCAAGUAUGUAGUGGACAACUCCAAGCCAUCCACGGACCUGGAAUACGACCCGCUUUCUAACUACUCAGCCCGGCACCUUAGCAGGGCCAGCUCCAGGAACGAGAGGGCCACCAAGCGUCCCCGGUGUCCCCGUGGCAGUGAGCCCUACAUGCCUGCUGUCAAGAAGCCCUGUGACCCCUUCAGCAGCUGUGAUGCCAGGUUCUCAGACUCGGAAGAUGAUACUACCAUGCCUCCAGGUGGCGACAGGCCGGUCAUAGCCAGCGCCCCCAAGGCCAGUGCUGGCCCUGAGAACGAGGCCACUGGGAAGCCAUCCUCCAGGGAGGCCCCGGAGCCUGAGGAGGGUGGCCUUCGGGAGACCAAGGAGAUAGCCGUGCAGUAUGACGUUGGGGACCUCGGGCAGCCCCCAAAGGACCUGGGUGUGAUGCCCUUAGACAAGUCCAGCUCCCCAGCCAAGGCCUUGGAGGAGGAGGGCAGCCCUAAGGAAGGCAGACCCAAGAAGAAGAAAUGUGGGACUACACCCACCCCCAGCCACAAGGAUAAGUCCCGGAAGAAAGACAAGAUGAGGGACCGAGACCGAGGGCAGGCCCAGGGUAAGUCUGGGCUGGAUAAGAGGAGUCUGCAGGCCAGCAGCCUCCAGCACAAGGCUGAGAAUCCAAAUGGGACCAAGAAAAAGCCAUCUUCAGCCACUCUGGUGGCCAGCUCAGGGAAAGGGAAGCCUGCCCACCCAAGCGGUGGGGGCACCUGGGCCCAAGACUCUCGCCCCGGCCCCCAGCAGCAGCCAGAGAGGAAGGGCAGCAGGAAGGUUCCAGCGGGCAAGCUGGGGGAGCGCAAGGCCCGCUCGCUGGACGAGGGUGCCCCCCGGGAUGCCCCCAAGCUGAAGAAGAGGGCCCUGAGCCAUGCUGAGCUCUUUGGGGACGAGAGUGAGGAUGAGGACUCAGGCCCAGGGCCUGGGAUGCCACGGGCCUGGCCCCCAACUCUCCCCAGCCUCAGCUCAGACUCGGAUUCAGACUUGGACUCGGAAUCCAGCCUGGGUCUCUCCAAAGUGCAGCUGCCCAAGUGGCUCAGGUCCUCUCCGCCACCCACGCCCACCCUCAGCCUCACCCCCACGCCCCCAGCCACCUCAACAGCAGCCUCAGCCUCCACCACCGCCACCGCAGCUAUGGCAGUGUCGUCCUCCUCGUCCUCCCCUUCCUCCUCCUCGUCCUCCUCUUUCCCGGGGGCCAGGGAGGAGUCAGAGGAGGAGGACGUGGACUACGCCGCCCUGGAGAAGGAGGUCGACUUUGACUCAGACCCCAUGGAGGAAUGCCUGCGGAUCUUCAACGAGUCCACCAGCGUGAAGACAGAGGACAAGGGCCGGCUGGCGCGGCAGCCCCCCAAAGACGAGAAGAGUGAGGAGAAGGGGCACGCAGGCCUGACCACUCUGUUCCCGGGGCAGAAGAGGAGAAUCUCGCAUCUCACCAAGCAAGGCAAGGAGGUGGAGCCCCCCAGGAGGGGCCCAGUGGCACCCCCAGCCCGGCCCCCAACGGCGCAGGAAGUGUGCUACCGACGGGCCCAACAAGCACAGAGGGAGUCAGCCAGCUGGCUACAGGCUGCCCCAAGACAGCCAGAGAAACUCGCCUCUGUCCACAUCUCUGCCCCUGGGGAGAAGAGGAGGAUCGCCCAUGUGCCCAACCCCCGCCUGGCCACGGCUCCUACAGGUGCCAAGAGGACCCUUUCGGCCAGCAGCAGCCAGGUGCCUCAUGGCCCCGAGCCCGGCAGCCAGCCGCUGAAGACCCGCACACUGUCGGGGAUGGCGUCCAAGACCACCACCACCAUCACCCCCAAGCGCAUUGCACACAGCCCAUCUCUCCAGAGUCUAAAGAAACCCAUUAUCCCAAAGGAGUUCGGGGGCAAGGUCCCCACCGCCAUCCGCCAGCGCUAUCUCAACCUGUUCAUCGAGGAGUGCCUCCGGUUCUGCCCGUCCAACCAGGAGGCCAUAGAGAAGGCGCUGAAUGAGGAGAAGGUGGCCUACGACCGCAGCCCCAGUAAGAACAUCUACCUGAACGUUGCCGUGAACACCCUCAAGAAGCUGAGGGGCCUGGUUCCCAGCGCCGUUCCCAGCCUCAGCAAACCCAGUGGCCGGAGGGUCGUGUCCCAUGAGGUGGUGCUGGGGGGCAAGUUGGCCGCCAAGACCAGCUUCUCGCUCAGCCGGCCCAGCAGCCCCCGGGUAGAAGACCUGAAAGGGUCCACCCUGUACAGCCGCCUCAGGGACUACCUGCUCACCCAGGAGCAGCUCAAGGAGAACGGCUACCCCUUCCCCCACCCCGAGCGGCCGGGGGGUGCUGUUAUCUUUACGGCUGAGGAGAAGAAGCCCAAGGACGCCUCCUGCAGAAUCUGCUGCCGCUGUGGCUCUGAGUACCUCGUGUCCUCCUCUGGCCGCUGUAUCCGAGAUGAGGAGUGUUACUACCACUGGGGGCGGCUCCGCCGGAAUAGAGUGGCCGGGGGCUGGGAGACGCAGUACAUGUGCUGCUCGGCCUCCGUGGGCUCCGUUGGCUGUCAGGUCGCGAAGCAACACGUGCAGGACGGCCGGAAAGAGAAUCUCGAGGGCUUCGUGAGGACCUUCGAGAAGGAGCUUCCAGGGGACGCCCACGCAGGGAUUUACGCCCUCGACUGCGAGAUGUCGUACACCACCUAUGGCCUGGAGCUGACCCGCGUCACGGUGGUGGACACGGACAUGCAAGUGGUGUAUGACACAUUUGUGAAGCCUGUGAGCGAGAUCGUGGACUACAACACCAGGUUCUCAGGGGUGACGGAGGCCGACCUGGCCGACACGAGCAUCACGCUGCGGGACGUGCAGGCCGUGCUGCUGAGCAUGUUCAGUGCGGACACCAUCCUCAUCGGGCACAGCCUGGAGAGCGACCUGCUGGCCCUGAAGGUCAUCCACAGCACCGUGGUGGACACGGCCGUGCUGUUCCCGCAUCGCCUGGGCCUCCCCUAUAAGCGCUCCCUCCGGAACCUCAUGGCCGACUACCUCAGACAGAUCAUCCAGGACAACGUGGACGGGCACAGCUCCAGCGAGGACGCCAGCGCCUGCAUGCACCUGGUGAUCUGGAAGAUCCGGGAGGACGCCAAGACCAAGCGAUGACGCCGCUGCCUCGCCUGCCCCAUGCCGCCCACCCUCGUGCCGCCCCCUCCAGCCCCGGGCCUCUUCCAAAACAGUGCAAUAAAUCUGAGAGCUAAUCCUGUCGCCUGGCCGCCACGCCAAGACAGGCAACAGGCGGACAGGAGGGACGGACGCUGAGGCAGGCCUGGAAGCCCUGCCCCUCCCCUCUGCUCCCCUGUCCCCUGCGGCGGUUUUGCGGGCUUGUUUGAGACAGGGGUUUUUUGUUUUUUUUUUGUUUGUAUUUUAUUAUUUUUUAAUUUAAACCCAAUGACUUGCGCAGUUACGUCCCCACCCCAGAAGCAAGGCCCUGGUGCUGCUUUCCUCCUUGGGGACAUGUGUGGGUGGGAGCCAGAGCCAAUUGGGGUGCAGUACCCCGGCCUGGCCUCCAGGCUGUCCUGCUGGCCUUGGGGUGGCGGCUCCUCAGUCUCCCUCCAGCCCACCGACUUCCUUUUGUGACCUCCAAGAAGUGAGCCAGCCUGGCUCAGGGGCUCACCUGUCACAUGCCCCUUGGCUUGAUGGCCUCUGGGACACUGUCUUCCCGCAGGGGCCCCCACCCUCCUGGGCUCUCUGUAUCCCCUUCCCCAUGGCCCCUGGGCAGGGACGGAAUAAACAUUUGUAUGAAU
Molecule: messenger RNA, 4388 nt
Organism: Fukomys damarensis (Damara mole-rat)
Lineage: Eukaryota; Metazoa; Chordata; Mammalia; Rodentia; Bathyergidae
Gene: Rexo1
Product: RNA exonuclease 1 homolog
Exons: 15
Coding region: 1-3747 (1248 amino acids)
Cellular component (GO): nucleus
Molecular function (GO): exonuclease activity; nucleic acid binding
Source: RefSeq, a predicted model, not a curated record